CUCUCUUCAUGUCGCGUGUCCAGCGUCAUAAAUCUGUCAAUCUUGGCCAGUGUCGCGUCUCCACGCAUCAUUCGUUCUCUUUACCCUAACUCAUCAUUGAGCACCCACUAUUACCUCGAUAUAUUCUUCCAAAGAAAACCCUACAAUGUCCACCAACAAUACCAAUGCUACCUACACCUGGAACUGGCAAACCCGUGACGACGACUACGACUCCGACUCUACCAACGAGUUCCUCCCAAACUACCGCCACAACGAAAGCGACGAUGGCGACGACGACGACGACGACGACGAAAACAACGGUCUCCCGACGUAUAGAGCCCUUUUCCCCGAGACAAUCAUGGAGCCGCAGCCAGUCUGGACUCCUUCCUCCCCCUGCGCAUUGAGGUCUAGCCCUUACAUCGUCAACAUCAAUGAUCGUCUUCGUCAUGGGCGUAGAGAUGACGGCUUGGUUCCUGCACCUGUUCAGGUCCCGGCACCUGCUUCUGCCCAGACUCCUACUCAGGCUCGUGCUGAAACUUUGGCUCCAGCUGCUGACACUGACCCUGUCCCUGUCCCCAGCAUAGUCUCGAGAGAGAGGCAGCAGCUGGAGGUGGACCCUGAAUACGCACGCCAGGCGGAGAACGGCCGCAAUGAACAUAAGAGGAAGAACUUGACUUUUGCCGCUUUGUGUCUUCUUAUCUACGCUGUUGUCAUUCUCGGCGUUGUCGUUGGUGUUGUGGUGGUGACGGGGAAUUAA
Monascus purpureus is the source of this 736-nucleotide messenger RNA. NCBI's taxonomy places the organism in Eukaryota, Fungi, Ascomycota, Eurotiomycetes, Eurotiales, Aspergillaceae. The record is from the annotation of a GenBank genome assembly.